Messenger RNA from Linnemannia hyalina, 2922 nucleotides. The record is from the annotation of a GenBank genome assembly. NCBI's taxonomy places the organism in Eukaryota, Fungi, Mortierellomycota, Mortierellomycetes, Mortierellales, Mortierellaceae.
AUGUCUGCUCGUGAUUCCCUGCUAACUGUCCUCGCCGAGGCUGCUUCUCAGGACCCAGCCCGCAUGCAGAGUGCUGUCACUCAGCUCCAGCAAUGGGAAGCUACGCCCCAAUUCAACGCCACCCUCCAGGACAUCUUCUAUGACAAGACCAUUGACACCAACAUUCGCUGGCAAGCUAUUAUCUACCUCAAGAACGGGAUCGACAAGUACUGGCGCAAGCUCGCCAAGAACGCUAUCUCGCCAGAGGAGAAGGCUGCAAUCAGAUCGCGCCUUUUGACAGCAUUGGACGAGGAGCAGAAGCCACUCGCUACUCAGAAUGCGGUUCUGAUCUCCAAGAUUGCCAGAUUCGACUUUCCCAUGGAAUGGCCCGAUCUGCUGUCGUCACUUCUGGAGAUUGUUCGCUCAUCGACUGCAAGCGAAUCCGACCCAAGAGCUAGACUUGUCCAGCAACGCUCACUCUACACUCUUCACCUCAUCGUCAAAGGAUUAAUUUCAAAAACAUUGGCGUCAGGAAGGAAACAGUUUCAGCAAGCGGCGCCAGAACUCUUCACCAAUGUCGUGAACAUCUACGUCCGAUAUGUUGAUGCGCUCUUCGCUACCAACACCACAAACAUCGAGAGCCUUUCGGGAUGUCUUGAAACCUCUCAUAUGGCAUUGAAGUGCUUGCGAAGGGUUGUCGUUCACGGAUUCCCAGAGUUUUCGACUUCGGAGGGACCAAUUGCUUUCUUCCGGCUGGCGCUGGAGCACCUGCAAAAGUUUAUGGCGUUUAAGGAGUCAAUCCCAGAGCAGUGUUCGUUCUUGGUCACCGCUGUCGAUUCGCACAUCAAGCUCAUUGGAAAGUUUUAUCUGGAUCUCAUGGACGCCCACCCUCGCCAGUUUAUCCUCACACCUGGCGCUGCAGAGGUUCUUCGCUUCUACUGGGGUCUUUUGGCAGGAAAUGGAGACGAGCAUGCCGCCCCUCCUGCCCAGACCACUCUGAUUCAGGGUUUGCAGUUGGUCAAAAAGACCCUCAAGGACCCCCAGUUCAUCCUCACCGACAAGGAUCCCGAACCCGUUGUCGUUCGCUGUCGUCACAUCAUUGAAAACGAGUUCAUGACACCAGAGACUACCAACAAGCUGGCCGAGAUUCUUAUCACAAAGUACAUGCGGUUGACAGAGGAUGACCUUGAGGAGUGGGAUUCGAACCCAGAGGAGUGGGCAUUGGAGGACGAGGCUGAUUCAUGGAAGUACCAGCUCAGACCUUGCGCAGAGAAGGUGUUCAUGGAUCUUUUGUCAAGUCACAGAGCACAAUUGAGCCCCCUUCUUGUUCAGUUGGCCGGAUCAACCGCAAAUAUGCCUGACCUGUUCUUGAAGGAUUCUAUCUAUUGUGCAAUUGGAUUGGGAUCUCAUGCUCUGUACGAUGCCAUUGAUUUUGACAGCUGGUUGAAUGGACAGCUCUCCCAGGAAGUUCAGAACGCAGACCCAAGCUUCCGCUUGAUUCGUCGACGUAUCGCGUGGAUGAUUGGCAAGUGGGUCAGUGUCAACAUUUCAAAGGCCGCCCGCCCAACUGUAUAUACCAUCAUGCUGCACCUUUUGAGGCCUCAGGAGCACAUGGCUGUUCGUCUGGCGGCAGCUCAGAACCUAAAGACCUGUAUCGACGACUGGGAUUUCGAGGCAGCAACCUUUGCACCUUUCCUGGAGCAGUCUGUUCAUGGAUUGAAACAUCUCACGGGCGAAGUCGAAGAGCCUGAGAGCAGGAUGAAGAUUUUGAGCUGCAUGUCGAUGAUUGUGGAGCGCAUGGAUGAGCACAUUGCACCUUACUCACAGCAGAUCCUUGAGAUCUUGCCUCCACUCUGGCAAGCAGCCACUGAUCAAAACCUUCUUCAGUCGGCUAUCUUGGUCAUUAUGACCAAGUUGAUCGAGUCCUUGAAGUCUCAGUCCAUGGGUCUCCACCAUAUGGUCAUGCCUCUGAUCCGUCUCAGCGUCGACCCCACCCAGGAAGCUCAUGUUUAUUUGAUGGAGGACGGUUUUGAGCUCUGGCUCGCAACUUUGAAGACUGCUAGCCAGUCUACGGAUGAACUCAUGUCACUUGUCCCAGCAGCUGUUUCGUUGCUUUCCGAGGGUAUGGACCACAUGAGAAACAUGCUCAAGAUUCUUCAGAGCUAUCUCAUGUUGGACGCUGAGCGCGCUUUCCAGUCGGCCGGACCUUCUUUGAUCAACGCUGUUGCAGGAAUCAUUAGCGAAGGCCUUCGAUCUGAGGCUAGCGUCUCUAUCAUGCAAUUUAUGGACUUGGCAGCUCUCACAUGCCCUAUUCGCAUCACUGGGGACCUCUACAUCUCUUCGGGAUUAUUGAGCAAGGUUCUGAGCAUCAUCAUGGCCAAGAAGGAAACGAAUGUGGUGUUGACCCAGUACUUGUGCUUCUUGGCACGAUUGGCCGUUGAGGAUUCAGCAUAUCUGUCUAAUGCUGUGGACAGCGUUGGUCAACAGUUCGGCCAGCCCAGUCUUCUCCCUAUGCUUAUCGACCUGUGGAUGGAGAAGUUUGACAAUGUCUCCCAUCCUAAGCAUCGGAAACUUCACGCGAUGGGAUUGACAGCAAUGAUGCGGACAGCAAAUGCGGCAGUGCUUGAGUAUCUCCCUCGACUGGUUUGCAUCUGGGGUGAUGUCCUGAAUGAGGUCAACGAGAAUGGCACUGGAGACUCGCUUGUCUACUGGCGCGAGACACAGGAGGAUGAGGAUGAUAACUCUGAGGAGACAGCGGAAGUGAUUCGCAGACGUGAUCUUUUGAGGCGCGACCCUGUUCACACGACCAACUUGGGUCAGUAUGUGAAAGCAUCGAUUGGCGAGUGUGAGCGAUUGAACGGCGGCGCUGAAGCAUUCCAGCAGCAGUGGCUCUCGAAGGUGGAUCCUUUGAUGCUGUCGACCUUGACACCUCUGUUGGGAUAA